This is a messenger RNA of Ananas comosus (pineapple), 2772 nucleotides long. RefSeq names its product beta-xylosidase/alpha-L-arabinofuranosidase 2-like. The coding region runs from base 164 to 2491 and encodes 775 amino acids. Gene Ontology annotation, biological process: xylan catabolic process; arabinan catabolic process. Lineage: Eukaryota; Viridiplantae; Streptophyta; Magnoliopsida; Poales; Bromeliaceae. The transcript has 7 exons. Gene Ontology annotation, molecular function: alpha-L-arabinofuranosidase activity; xylan 1,4-beta-xylosidase activity. The record is from RefSeq and is a predicted model, not a curated record. Gene Ontology annotation, cellular component: plant-type cell wall.
CCCAACCCACCUCUUCUCCCCACCCCCUCCUCCCUAACUCUCUCUCACUCUCUCUCUCUCUCUCUCUCUCACGGGUUUGGGAUAAAACAACAACGCACAGAGCGCCAUUAUACGAGUAGUGAGGUAAAGCGAAAGGAGAGAGGGUAGAGGGAGGGAGAGGGAGAUGGGAGAAGCAUCAAAAUCCCAGCUUUUUGGGUUGGUGGCGGAGCUCUGCGUCGUCGUCCUCCUCCUCCUCCUCUGCUUGUGUGUGCGCGGCGGGGUGAUGGCGCAGAAGGCGGUGUUCGCGUGCGACGCGGCGGCGAACCCGAGCGUGGCGGGGCUGGGGUUCUGCAACGCGUCGUGGAGCGCGGCGGCGCGGGCGGCGGACCUGGUGGGGCGGCUGACGCUGGCGGAGAAGGUGGGGUUCCUGGUGAACAAGGCCGCCGCGGUGCCGCGCCUCGGCAUCCCCGCCUACGAGUGGUGGUCCGAGGCCCUGCACGGCGUCUCCUACGUCGGCCCCGGCACCGGCUUCUCCUCCCUCGUCCCCGCCGCCACCAGCUUCCCCCAAGUCAUCCUCACCGCCGCCUCCUUCAACGCCUCCCUCUUCCUCGCCAUCGGAAAGGCGGUGUCGACGGAGGCACGGGCAAUGCACAACGUCGGCCUCGCCGGGCUAACGUUCUGGAGCCCGAACAUCAACAUAUUCCGCGACCCGCGGUGGGGGAGAGGGCAGGAGACGCCCGGAGAGGACCCGCUGCUCUCGAGCAAGUACGCGACCGGUUACGUGACCGGCCUGCAGCAGGCCGACGACGCCGAUAAGCUCAAAGUCGCCGCGUGCUGCAAGCACUAUACGGCCUACGAUCUGGACAAUUGGAAGGGGAUCCAGCGUUACACAUUCAAUGCAAUAGUGACAAAGCAGGAUUUGGACGAUACGUUCCAGCCCCCGUUCAAGAGCUGCGUGAUAGAUGGGAAUGUGGCGAGCGUCAUGUGCUCCUACAACCAAGUCAAUGGAGUCCCCACCUGCGCCGACCCUGACCUACUCGCUGGAACAGUAAGAGCAAAGUGGAAUCUUAAUGGAUACAUUGUUUCCGACUGCGACUCGGUCGAUGUGCUCUACAAUCAACAACAUUACACAAAAACGCCGGAAGAUGCCGCCGCAAUAACUAUUUUGGCAGGGCUCGACCUAAACUGCGGAAGCUUCCUGGGCCAGCACACUCAGGCGGCGGUGCAGGGCGGGAAGCUGAAGGAGGCUGACGUGGACAAGGCGAUCACCAACAACUUCGUGGUGCUGAUGCGACUGGGCUUCUUCGACGGUGAUCCGCGCAAGCUCCCCUACGGCGGGCUGGGCCCAAAGGACGUGUGCACCCCGGCCCACCAGGAGCUGGCCCGCGACGCCGCGCGCCAGGGCAUCGUGCUGCUGAAGAACAUCAACGGCGCGCUCCCGCUCUCCCCCAACUCCAUCAAAUCAAUGGCCGUAAUCGGUCCCAACGCCAACGUCACCAAGACCAUGAUCGGCAACUACGAAGGCACUCCGUGUGGUUACGUCACACCUCUCCAGGGCCUAACGGCCAACGUCGCCACGGUUUACCAGCCCGGCUGCGCCGACGUCGGGUGCUCCGGCAACAGCUUGCAGUUGGACCCAGCGAAGCAGGCAGCGGCGCAAGCCGACGUCACGGUUCUAAUCGUCGGGGCCGACCAGUCGAUCGAGAGGGAGAGCCUCGACCGGGUGAGCCUCCUCCUCCCCGGCCAGCAGACCCAGCUGAUCACCGCGGUCGCGAAGGCGUCCAAGGGCCCCGUGAUCCUCGUCAUCAUGUCCGGCGGCCCCUUCGACAUUUCCUUCGCGAAAUCCAGCGAUCAGAUCUCCGCAAUCCUCUGGGCCGGAUAUCCCGGGGAGGCCGGCGGCGCGGCGCUCACCGACAUCAUUUUCGGACAAUACAAUCCUAGCGGAAGGCUGCCGGUGACGUGGUAUCCUCAGUCGUUCGCCGACAGCGUCCCCAUGACCGACAUGCGCAUGCGUCCGGACCCGUCGACCGGCUACCCGGGCCGGACCUACCGGUUCUACACGGGCGACACGGUCUACUCCUUCGGCGACGGGUUGAGCUACACCGACUACACUCACCACCUCGUCCAGGCCCCCAAAUUGGUGUCUAUCCCCCUCGAAGAAGGCCACUCGUGCUACUCGUCCCGGUGCAAGUCGGUCGACCUGGCCGGAAGCCGGUGUGAGAACCUGGCCUUCGACGUCCAACUGCGCGUCCGCAACUCCGGCCGAAUGCCCGGGGGCCACACCGUGUUCUUGUUCUCGACCCCGCCGGCGGUCCACAACGCGCCGAAGAAGCACCUGCUAGGGUUCGAGAAGGUGUUCUUGGGGCCCCGAGGGGAGGGGGACGUUGCGUUUAGAGUGGACGUGUGCAAGGACUUGAGCUUGGUGGAUGAGGAGGGGAAUAGGAGGGUGGCUUUGGGUUCUCACGUUCUUCACGUGGGAAAUUUGAAGCAUUCACUAACUUUGAGGAUCUAAUCCAUUGAUUGGCGUCCUUAUUUUUUAGGGAUCUGAGAUUGAUGAAUGGGGAUUUGGGCCUUUUGGGAUUUAAAGGGGCCCUUUCAUUGGUUAAGUGGUACAAUAAAGAGUGGCUUCCGUGGGAAUUAAAAAGUAAUUGGAUUCCAUGGAAGUUGCACAACUAAAAGUGUAACCAUUUCAAUCUCUUCGAGGGUCAAUUGUAAUUUGAGUGUUUAACAAUGUCAUUCAGUUGAGAAAAUUGAAUGCUUCUUUAUAUAUUUAUGCUCUCUCCUGCUUGUCUC